UACCCCCCCCCCCCCCCUCCCUCCCUCCCACCACACACACAAACACACACCCCACACCUGGCCACCAAAACUCCCACUCCCUGGACUCCUCCUCGCCUCUCCGUUUAGGCCAGGUACUUCCAUUCUCACUUAAUUUCUAAUCGCUUAUUUGUUCAGGUUCUGUAAUUUCCUUCCGAUGUGGAGCUUUGCAGUUCAGAACUGUUCCGGAGGUUUUCCUGCGUCCAAUUGUUUCCCGUUGAGCUUCGCGUUAUGGAUGCUUGCUUUGGCUAGCUGGUACUGAUUUUUCUAGGAUUAUUGAACUAUUGCUUGGAGAAUCUAGUUUAGCUCUGUCUAGGUCUGAAAUGGAGUGCCAAGUAAUCCUUGCUGAUCUCCAAAGGGUAUACGUUUGAUAAUGGUGGUGUGUUCUGUUUCUGUAAAUUUCUUCCCCUGCUGUAUGUUUAAGUUACAAGCUGUUUCGUAGGGUUUCUCCUUCAUUUGCUCCCUUUGAGCUUCGAUUGGCAGAUGCUUGCACUGCUAGCUGUCACUCUGUGAUUUUGCUGUGCUUUUGAACUGUAUUAGUGUCUGCGGAACGUGUUUGGUUUUCUUGAAGAAUUUAGUGUGCUUACCUCUCGAUUUUUGGCUAUGCAUUCUGCUUGAUUCUUGACAUCGAUUCGUCUCUGGUUAGUUUCCUAGCUUGAAUUGUGCUGUUUAGUGUGGAGUAGUUUGAACAAUUUAGAUGUGUAUUUGUAUUGCACACAGGAUUCCGCUGACUGGAAAAGUUGAGAAAAGGACUCAAGUGGAUCCAAUGAAACCUGUGUAUGUUGGAGAGUCCCCCCAGGUGGUUCGUGACGAACAGGCGAGAUUGCAGAAGCAUGUCGUUGGUUUGUACACGAUUUGGAUCCUGAAUUUUGAACUUUUUGGUGUCUGCAGAUCCCACUGUUGAAGUUGCAUCCACUCUUUUUCUGGUGAUGCACUAGUGUCUGGAGGUAUGGACAAGGAAACAUGCCUUUCAUGGAUGAUUUGUGGGGAGAAAGUCUGUGUCUGGAGUUACUUGUCAUCUGCAGCUUCAAACCGUUUCAUACCGCCGCGUUGGUGGAUUCAGGAUUGCGUUUAAUAUGGGUUUAUUGGUUGGUUUGGAUGGGUUAGUGAGUUGGUGGAUCAUUCGGCAUCCAUGAAGAAGAAGCGUAAGAGUUGCAGCAGCAGUAGCUUUGGAGGAGCAGGUACGGUGUAAUUUACCCUCUGAAAAUUGUUAGUUUGAAAGGGUAACUACCGUCUUUAAGGAAAUUGUUCGUCUAGUUGUUAUAGUACACCGCGAAAUGAUUUUCUUUCGAGUUUUAUACAAUACCGACUAGUUUUUAGAACGUAUAGAUUUUUCUUUUGAGCUUUAUACAAUACCAACGAGUAUUUUAAAGGUAUAUUACAGACUGCAGACUAUUUGUGACAACAUCACUUUUUAGUACAUUGAAAAGAGUAUUUUAAGGACUGUACUCGAUUAAAUUUGAAGAAGUUUCUUUUCGUUCAUAUUUUUUUCUUUGAUUUAGUUCAUUGAGUUCAUAGACAUGGUAUUAUGUGCAGUCUGGCUGUUGCACACCACUGUCUUCAUGUGAGUUCACCAUGAAGAACGAGACUUCUGGAUACCACCAAAGAAAGGGAUCGUCGCAGGAGGAGAUCCAGACUGCAAUGGGUGGAACGACAAGCAGAACGAGUUGUGCUACGACUGUCAGUCGUGCCAGGCGUCCUUUGUGUACAAUAUCAAGCAGCAGUGGAGGUCUCUGGCUUUCAUUAAUGUCUGUGUUCUUAUACUCCCCUUCUUGGUCUAUAUUAUUGGUUGUUGUGCUCAGUUUAGCAAUUCGUCAUCGAGUUCCAAUAGAAAUUAUCUCAGCCGGUAAGGACCCUUGAUGAUCUCUCUCUUCACCAGUUUCCCCCAAGUGUAGCUUUAAUCUGAUUCAUUUGUUCUUAAUUCUUGUUAGUUUCGGUCGUUGUAGCUUGUUUCAGUUGACCAUUCUUCUCAUGUUGUUGGAUUAUACUUGUUUCUUCUGUUGUUUCGAAUUCAAGGGAAAGGUUGCGUACUUGUUCUUUGUUCUUUUGUCAUGAGAACAAGUGUGAAGCCGCAUAACCCUAGUUGCAAGAGCUCUUAGGGUGUAAUAUGCAGAGACAAUUUCGUGACUAAAAAUAAAACUUUGUGCCAUUCACUUUCAUUUUUGUUUUCUGUUUUCAUUCCAUAAAUCUAGCAACGAAAAGAAGAAACCUGUUUAGUUUUUAUUAUUGUUUUUUUUUUUCAUUUCCAACUCUGAAACAAGAAAGUGGCAGCUUCCUUUUCUGCAGAUUUCAUUUUCUGUUGCCAAAACAGAAUGAGAAAUGAACGGGACUUUACGUAUUCCUGGGAAUGUGGAGAACGUUCGGAAUCUCCUGAAUCAUCCAGUUGCGCAAUCCAAACAAGGUCUAUGCUUUGAUUGGAGGAUUUGCCAUUGCCGGCUCCCCUCCCCAGUUAACUUCCACGCCAAGGAUGGUUCAAUCAGGCUACAAGUUCUUGGGGGAGAUAGUGGUCCAACUAGACAAAAUCAACCCUCAGGAGGCGAUACAAUGAAACCAGGCAGAGUCUCGCCAAGUUGGAGAUGAUAGUGUCUGCCAACGGACUGUCGGAGAAUGUCUUCGAGAUUGCUUCCAAAAGUUUGGUUGUCUCAACUUUUUAACGACGCAAACCAAGUUCCACAGAGGUGUUAGAGUUUAAAGAACAGUUAAGUUUUUUAUGCGAACGAAAGUUUGUUUCAUCUGAAUCCUAUAUCGAAUUUUCGUGCACAAGAAAUGUAAUCAUGGAUGUGGUGGGAUCGCCAUUUCCACAAGAAAGAAUGGUUUAAUAG
This is a messenger RNA of Linum trigynum, 2840 nucleotides long. The record is from the annotation of a GenBank genome assembly. Lineage: Eukaryota; Viridiplantae; Streptophyta; Magnoliopsida; Malpighiales; Linaceae.